AUGCCCACCUCUUUUAUACCCUUCCCAGCCAAUACGGCCGCCAAAGAUAUAAGACGCCUUAGCGUGAACUCGUUCGGUUAUGUGGGACAAAUGCCCACGCGAUUAUUAAUAAUGCUGCCUUUUAUUUUAAAUUACGCGGCGCCAGGGAGGGUUUGCACUUUACAAAGACCAUUAAGGGCCGGCAACUCACGAACGGUUAUAAUACAUCUGGCAGUGGGGCUCCGGGAUUUAAAAAUUUCAAUCGCAUUUAUCCCAUCACCUCGCAAUCCUCCAAAGGACUCGCGCGCGGAGCUUUUUCAAAAUUUAGCUUUUACUUUAAACAAAAGGCGCUUUAUAGCACAGUGGAAAACAUAUACCGUCGCGUCCUCCUCAUCCGUACAAGAUAUUGUCCAAAUCCUGGAGAAAAAGGACACCACGGUUGCAAAAACGCUUAGUUCACGCACGCCAAAGCUUGGCUUUAUAUUUACCGGCCAGGGUGCGCAAUGGCCGGCCAUGGGCAUAGAGCUUUUCGAGGCAUACGGAAUAUUCCGCCAAAGCGUCGAAUCAGCCGACGCCUACCUACGAGAUAAACUUAAUUACGAAUGCUCCAAGGAGAAAUCCAAAAUAGGGAUUGCAAUAUAUUCGCAGCCGCUUUAUACCGUAUUGCAGGUUGUUUUAAUCGACCUUUUAAAGGAUUGGAAAAUUAUACCACAAUUAAUUGUGGGACAUUCGUUUGGCGAAAUCGCCGCGGUAUACUGCAUGGGUGCAUUUUCACGCGAGUCCGCCUGGAUGUUGGCAUAUUUUAAAGGUACACUCUUUACGACUUUCAAGCAGGUGGCGCCUGAUAUUUAG
This is a messenger RNA of Pyricularia grisea, 831 nucleotides long. RefSeq lists its product as uncharacterized. Gene Ontology annotation, biological process: fatty acid biosynthetic process; secondary metabolite biosynthetic process. The coding region runs from base 1 to 831 and encodes 276 amino acids. NCBI's taxonomy places the organism in Eukaryota, Fungi, Ascomycota, Sordariomycetes, Magnaporthales, Pyriculariaceae. Gene Ontology annotation, molecular function: fatty acid synthase activity. The record is from RefSeq and is a predicted model, not a curated record. The transcript has 3 exons.